This is a messenger RNA of Cygnus atratus (black swan), 1564 nucleotides long. RefSeq names its product tubulin alpha-2 chain. Gene Ontology annotation, biological process: mitotic cell cycle; microtubule cytoskeleton organization. The record is from RefSeq and is a predicted model, not a curated record. NCBI's taxonomy places the organism in Eukaryota, Metazoa, Chordata, Aves, Anseriformes, Anatidae. Bases 44 to 1564 code for a protein of 506 amino acids. Gene Ontology annotation, cellular component: cytoplasm; microtubule. The transcript has 5 exons. Gene Ontology annotation, molecular function: GTP binding; structural constituent of cytoskeleton.
GGCUGGGUGAAAGCAGGCUACUGGUGUAACUGGAGCGGGUGCCAUGGGAAGGUUGCCUGGGAGAGAUUGUGACCUCUCCUCCCUACACUGUGAUGCUGCAGGCCCCCGCCAGCAAAGAAAGAAUGCGCUGCCCCCCUUGCAUCAGGUUGCCUGUACAACAGUAGAAACAUCAGUAACCACCGCUUCUGCAUCCAAUCCAGAAAAGAAACACACAGGAGAAACCAUGCGCGAGUGCAUCUCUGUUCACAUUGGCCAAGCUGGAGUUCAAAUUGGCAACGCGUGUUGGGAACUCUUCUGUCUGGAACACAGCAUUCAGCCAGAUGGCACCUUCAGCGACCCACCCAGCAAUGACGACUCUUUUGCCACAUUUUUCAGAGAGACGAGCAGUAGAAAAUAUGUACCCCGGGCUAUUAUGGUGGACUUAGAACCAACGGUAGUAGAUGAAGUGCGGACUGGCACCUACCGGCAGCUUUUCCACCCAGAACAGCUGAUCACUGGAAAAGAAGAUGCAGCAAAUAAUUAUGCACGUGGCCACUACUCCAUUGGCAAAGACAAAAUUGACAUGGCGUUAGAUCGUAUCCGCAAACUGGCUGAUGCCUGUUCUGGACUGCAGGGAUUCUUGAUCUUCCACAGCUUUGGUGGAGGCACUGGCUCUGGCUUUACCUCCUUGCUGAUGGAGCGCCUCUCUGUGGAUUACGGAAAGAAGUCCAAACUAGAGUUUGCCAUCUACCCAGCCCCUCAGGUCUCCACCGCUGUGGUGGAACCAUACAAUUCUAUCCUCACCACACACACCACCCUGGAACACUCAGACUGUGCUUUUAUGGUGGACAAUGAGGCUAUCUAUGACAUCUGUCGCAGAAACCUGGACAUUGAGCGCCCAACUUACACUAACCUCAAUCGACUCAUCAGCCAGAUUGUCUCCUCCAUCACUGCCUCGCUGCGCUUUGAUGGUGCCCUCAACGUGGAUUUGACAGAAUUCCAGACAAACCUGGUUCCCUACCCACGCAUCCACUUCCCCUUAGUGACCUACGCCCCCAUCAUCUCUUCUGACAGAGCAUAUCACGAGCAGCUCUCGGUGGCUGAAAUCACCAGCUCCUGCUUUGAGCCCAGCAACCAGAUGGUGAAGUGUGACCCACGACACGGGAAGUACAUGGCUUGCUGCAUGCUCUAUCGAGGUGAUGUAGUUCCCAAAGAUGUCAAUGUAGCAAUUGCUGCCAUCAAGACCAACAGGUCCCUCCAGUUUGUUGACUGGUGUCCAACGGGCUUCAAGGUUGGGAUCAACUAUCAGCCUCCCACGGCUACGCCAGGAGGAGACCUUGCCCAAGUCGAGCGAGCAGUCUGCAUGCUGAGUAAUACCACAGCCAUUGCAGAGGCCUGGGCAAGGCUCGACCACAAGUUUGAUCUUAUGUAUGCCAAGAGAGCGUUUGUGCACUGGUAUGUAAGUGAAGGCAUGGAGGAAGAAGAAUUUGCAGAAGCCCGAGAAGACUUGUCUGCCCUGGAGAAGGACUACGAGGAAGUAGCAACCGAUUCAUUUGAGGAAGAAAACGAUGCAGGGCAACCUUAA